CAAAGAGACAGGGCCUCAUUGACUCCACCCCAGCAGCAGCUUUAUUGCUCUCAAACUGAGAGAGGCAGGGGCUCAAGCUCACUGUUGCUCUCAGCAAUGGAGAGCAAAAAUGGAGGAGAGAAGAAGAAAGCAAAGCAAGGAGGGUUCAAGACUAUGCUAUUUAUACUUGGAAAUGAUAUCUGUGAUAAGUUUGCAACUGCUGGAUUCAAUGCAAACAUGGUCUCGUACUUGACCAGCCAGUUGCAUUUGCCUCUAGUUACAGCCUCCAACACCCUCAGCAACUUGAGUGGCACUUCCAGCCUCACCACUAUCAUCGGUGCUCUGAUCGCCGACUCCUUUGCUGGCCGUUUCUGGACCAUCACCGUUGGCUCGCUCAUCUAUCAGCUGGGAAUGAUCACUCUCACAAUAUCAGCUAUCCUCCCUGCUCUCCGCCCACCGCCGUGCACACCACCUGACGUUUGCCACCGUCCAUCAACAUUCCAACUCCUAGUCCUCUACUCCUCCCUCAUCCUAACCUGCAUUGGCGCUGGAGGCAUCAGACCCUGUGUUGUUACAUUCGGCGCAGACCAAUUUGAACUCGACAAGACACGAACAAGCACAAGGAAAUGGAACUAUUUCAGUCUCUACUACUUCGCAUUGAGCGUGUCUCAUCUCUUAGCCCUUACUUUGGUUGUGUAUAUCCAAGACAAUGUUGGUUGGGGAUGGGGGUUUGGGAUUCCUAGCAUGGUGAUGUUCGUGUCGGUUGUUGUGUUUGUGAUUGGAUAUCCGCUGUAUAUAAAAAUUAAGCCUGCAGGGAGCCCGAUGACACGGUUGACACAAGUAUUGAUUGCUGCUUUCAAGAAGAGGAAGAUUGCGAAGCCUGAAGACCCGAGUCUUUUGUUUGUUGAUAAGGAAUUGGAUGCUGAUAUUUCAACUGGAGGGAGGCUUAUCCAUACUGAACAGCUUCGGUUCCUCGAUCAAGCUGCAAUCAUUACUGAUGGCGACAUGACUGACUCUGGCAAGACAAGGCUCUGGAGACUAUCGACAGUGCACCGGGUAGAAGAACUGAAGUCAGUUAUACGCUUGAUCCCAAUUUGGUCCGUUGGGAUCUUGACUGUGACUGCAGCCUCCCACAACCACUCCUUCGCGAUAAUUCAAGCAAAGGCGAUGAACCGCCAUCUCACACCUAACGGUUUCCAAAUCCCUGCAGCAUCCAUGUCCAUCUUCGCCACUGUAAUGAUGAUCAUCGGCCUUCCACUCUAUGAUAAAGUCAUAGUCCCUAUAUCUCGCCAAUUCAAACAAUCAGGGUUCACAUAUCUACACAGGAUCGGAAUUGGGCUAGCGAUCCAAGUUCUAGCCAUUGUAUUGGCUGCACUGGUGGAGCAUAAAAGGAAGUUAACUGUAACUGCUCCGAUCAGUGUAUUCUGGUUAGUACCACAGUACGCGGUCCAUGGGCUCGCUGAAUCGUUCAUUCAAGUCGGACACAUGGAGUUUUUGUACGAUCAGUCGCCGGAGAGCAUGAAGAGCACGGCAGUGGCGCUGUUCAACCUUGCCGCGUCCGUGGGGAACUAUAUGGGGACUGCACUUGUGACUGCGGUGAGUGAGUAUACGAAGAAGAGAGGAGAUUGGUUGCAGGAUGAUAUUAAUAGGGGGAAGUUGGAUUCCUAUUAUUGGUUGGUGACAGUGUUGCAAGUGAUUAAUCUUGGGUAUUAUCUUGUUUGUGCAAAAUUAUAUACUUAUAAGACGUUGGAAGUUGAUGGAGUAGAGAAAGGAGGAGGUUCUGUUGGAGAUUUGGAGCUUGUUAAUAGUGUUCAAGACUGAUUAAAAGUUGACUUGGUAAAUGAUAUUUUGCUGAUAUUUCUGAUGUAAUUGCAGAUUUUCGUUAGCUAAAAUUUCGGUCUUUGGUUUUAUUUUGUUAGUGGAGUAGUGGCUAAUAAAUCUGAAAGUAGUUCAGAGUUUUAUGAUGAUUCAGUUGUUUUGUAA
Messenger RNA from Asparagus officinalis (garden asparagus), 1962 nucleotides. Its product is annotated as protein NRT1/ PTR FAMILY 3.1-like. Bases 97 to 1800 code for a protein of 567 amino acids. Gene Ontology annotation, cellular component: plasma membrane. The record is from RefSeq and is a predicted model, not a curated record. NCBI's taxonomy places the organism in Eukaryota, Viridiplantae, Streptophyta, Magnoliopsida, Asparagales, Asparagaceae. The transcript is spliced from 4 exons. Gene Ontology annotation, molecular function: transmembrane transporter activity. Gene Ontology annotation, biological process: transmembrane transport.